This is a messenger RNA of Perkinsus marinus ATCC 50983, 207 nucleotides long. RefSeq lists its product as hypothetical. Lineage: Eukaryota; Perkinsozoa; Perkinsida; Perkinsidae. The record is from RefSeq and is a predicted model, not a curated record. The transcript is spliced from 3 exons. The coding region runs from base 1 to 207 and encodes 68 amino acids.
AUGUCGGAAAUGCAUCCAGAGCGGGUCAGAAUUAUCCUGCAGCCCACGUUCCAUUCGCCGGCUCGGUGUUUGACCCACGGAGACGACUUCCCCAAAAUAACGCCCGAGAUGGCUCCGGAAAUAAUGCGGAUCAACAUAGAUCCGAAGAGAGCGUUGUAUCGACAGACUGAGUAUCGACUAGAGCAAUUUUGCAACCAUGACUUUUGA